AUGAUCUUUGAUGCUGCAACCGUAACAAAGGGCUCAGCCGGGCCGUCGGGGAUGGAUGCCGAGCUAUAUCGAAGAAUCCUCUGCUCCAAGAAUUUCAAGGCUGAGACCAAGGUUUUGAGAGAGGAGAUAGCCGUUUUCACAAGAAAUCUGUUAAAGAUCGCUUACCAUCCAUCUUUGCUGGAAGACUAUAACUCUUGCAGGCUCAUUCCCUUGGACAAAAACCCUGGAAUACGACCUACUGGCGUUGGUGAGGUCCUGAGGCGAAUAGAUGGAAAAACUACUGCUGGAUUUUUGAAGGAAGAGGUCAAAGAGACAGAGGGCCCCCUUCAGGUUUGUGCAGGCUAUAG
Porites lobata is the source of this 347-nucleotide messenger RNA. The record is from the annotation of a GenBank genome assembly. Lineage: Eukaryota; Metazoa; Cnidaria; Anthozoa; Scleractinia; Poritidae.